CCCCGCGGCUUCAUCACCCUCAUCGGCGCCGGCCCCGGCCCCGCCGACCUCCUCACCCUCCGCGCCCUCGAACAUCUCCGCAAAGCCGACCUCGUCAUCGCAGACCCCGACGUCCAUUCCCAGGUGCUUGCGCUGGUUCCGCACAAAAAGUUGCACAUCCCGCCGUUCUCGUACCACCCGAAGACCAAGGCCAAGUUUCAGGAAGAGGCGCUCGAUACGUGUCUGAAGGCGCUGGCGAGGGGGAAGGAGGUUGUGAGGUUGUAUGUCGGCGAUCCGUUUGUGUUUGCGAGGGGCGCAGAGGAGGUUAAGGCGUUCCGUGACAAUGGGUACGAGCCGACCAUCGUGCCGGGGUUGACUGCUGCGACGGCAGUCACGGCCAACGCGUUCAUACCCCUCACGCAUCGCGGACUGGCGGACCAAAUCGUUGUGCUCUCUGGAGGCGCAGAGAAUACCAAACUCUCCCAUGUACCACAUUACUACGACAAGCGAACCACCGUGGUGCUCAACGCCGUCGGGAACUUAACCACGGUCGUCGAGCUACUCUUGGCCGCGGGGUACCCCAAAGACGUCCCUGCAGCGGUCGUGGAAAAAGGCUGCUGGGGCAACGCAGGCGGCGGGGAGAGGAGGCUGGAUGCGACGUUGGAGACGAUUCAUAAGGAGGUGGAGAGGAGGAGGGUCAGUGGACCGGCUGUUCUGGUGAUUGGGCAUACGGUAGGGUAUUCGAAGAUGGUCAAGCCGGAGUUGUUGAAAGAUCGACCGGUGGAGACUGGAGAUGUUGGCCAGCUUUUGGGCAAUCUGGAGCUGGAUUAG
This is a messenger RNA of Fimicolochytrium jonesii, 810 nucleotides long. RefSeq names its product tetrapyrrole methylase. The transcript has a single exon. NCBI's taxonomy places the organism in Eukaryota, Fungi, Chytridiomycota, Chytridiomycetes, Spizellomycetales, Powellomycetaceae. The record is from RefSeq and is a predicted model, not a curated record. Gene Ontology annotation, molecular function: uroporphyrin-III C-methyltransferase activity. Gene Ontology annotation, biological process: siroheme biosynthetic process. The annotation marks the transcript as partial.